Molecule: messenger RNA, 537 nt
Organism: Trichomonas vaginalis G3
Lineage: Eukaryota; Parabasalia; Trichomonadida; Trichomonadidae
Product: organellar and viral DNA polymerase type B
Exons: 1
Source: RefSeq, a predicted model, not a curated record
AUGUAUCGGAAGUUGUCUAAGUUAGAACACUCGGAAAUAAAACAACUUCUUACAGAAGCUAAUAUAGAUGUUGCAAAGCAUUACGCAACAAACAAAAAAGCACUCGCUGACAUCCUCAAUGACUAUAAUGGUGCAAUAAGUUAUGAUAGAAUUCAUGAGUUCAUAAAGCCGCAACGCGGCGAGGACGAAGUCCAUGCAAGAGCAUUUCCUUUAAAUGACGUUGCUAUUGACUUAUAUCAUAGACGUUCAGUACCUCAUGAAGUAAGAAGAGAAAUGUUUGACAUAACAAAUGCAAACGUUGGUCAUACUCGUAAAGCUCUUUCGCAUGAUGUUCGUCAAGAGAUGUUUGACAUAACAAAUGCAAACGUUGGUGAAACACGAAAGAGAGACGACACACUGAAACAACAGAGAAGAGAGAUGUUUAAGAGCGCUAUAGAACAAGUUCGCAAAGCUAACGAUGUCAUUCGUUCCAUUGACGACAAACCAAAAGAAGGUGAGAGAUGGUUAAAGAAAGAUGAAGAGAAUAGGAAGAGAAAU